This is a messenger RNA of Homo sapiens (human), 925 nucleotides long. RefSeq names its product dynactin subunit 3 (gene DCTN3). The record is from RefSeq and is marked reviewed. Gene Ontology annotation, cellular component: microtubule associated complex; cleavage furrow; spindle. The transcript has 7 exons. Gene Ontology annotation, biological process: cytoskeleton-dependent cytokinesis. Lineage: Eukaryota; Metazoa; Chordata; Mammalia; Primates; Hominidae. The coding region runs from base 32 to 562 and encodes 176 amino acids.
GUUUCCUGGCCGAGGUGGGUCGGUAGUAGCGAUGGCGGGUCUGACUGACUUGCAGCGGCUACAGGCCCGAGUGGAAGAGCUGGAGCGCUGGGUGUACGGGCCGGGCGGGGCGCGCGGCUCACGGAAGGUGGCUGACGGCCUGGUCAAGGUGCAGGUGGCUUUGGGGAACAUUUCCAGCAAGAGGGAGAGGGUGAAGAUUCUCUACAAAAAGAUUGAAGAUCUGAUCAAGUACCUGGAUCCUGAGUACAUCGACCGCAUUGCCAUACCUGAUGCCUCUAAGCUGCAAUUCAUCCUAGCAGAGGAGCAGUUUAUCCUUUCCCAGGUUGCACUCCUGGAGCAGGUGAAUGCCUUGGUGCCCAUGCUGGACAGUGCUCACAUCAAAGCCGUUCCUGAGCAUGCUGCCCGCCUGCAGCGCUUGGCCCAGAUCCACAUUCAGCAGCAGGCUCCAUGGGGAGUGGGAGUCCGUGAUGAGGCAGGAAGUUUAGUGGAAGAUGUGGGCUUUGCCCAGUUCCUUUCUGUGCUACACUUUGGCCCUACAGGACCAGUGUGUGGAAAUCACUGAGGAGUCCAAGGCUCUCCUGGAGGAAUACAACAAGACUACAAUGCUUCUCUCCAAGCAAUUCGUGCAGUGGGAUGAGCUACUUUGCCAGCUAGAGGCCGCCACGCAAGUGAAGCCAGCAGAGGAGUGAUAGCUGCUCCCCAUCCCAAAGUGGGCCUGGGCAGUCAGGCUCCAGGGCCCUAUGCCAACCUGCCUUUGUUACAAGGCAGAGGAAGCUUUGUAUUUAUUGGCUUCAAGGCCCACCUCUCUGUACUCUGGGCUCUAAAGUUGGAGGUCAGGUUACCUGAGGUUUGCAAUUUGCAACACCCACCCUCCCCCCAAUCAGUGUUCUUAUUUCAGUGACAAUAAACCAUAGAGAUGACUGGA